Molecule: messenger RNA, 2206 nt
Organism: Gossypium raimondii (Peruvian cotton)
Lineage: Eukaryota; Viridiplantae; Streptophyta; Magnoliopsida; Malvales; Malvaceae
Product: WD40 repeat-containing protein HOS15
Exons: 14
Coding region: 196-1917 (573 amino acids)
Biological process (GO): regulation of transcription by RNA polymerase II
Cellular component (GO): histone deacetylase complex
Molecular function (GO): transcription corepressor activity; protein binding
Source: RefSeq, a predicted model, not a curated record
UUGGGUUAAUCCGGUUAUGCAGAAGCCCAAGGAAUCAGGGCCAAACAGAUACACAUCGACCAUUUCCGACGAUCGCCAGAACGUCUCGGCUUCUGCACAAGUAUAACGUUUUCACUCUCUGUGACUUUGCCGUCGCUUACCUAAUGAUAGCCUGAGUUUCUUUCACAGCCUUUGAGCUAGGCGACUAUCGUAACUAUGACCUCCAUCACCUCCAUCGAAUUGAAUUACCUCGUAUUCCGUUACCUUCAAGAGUCAGGCUUUACGCAUUCUGCAUUUACUUUAGGAUAUGAAGCAGGCAUUAAUAAGUGUACUAUUGAUGGGAAUUUGAUUCCCCCUGGGGCUCUUAUUACAUUUGUUCAAAAAGGACUUCAGUACUUGGAGAUGGAAGCCAACAUGAGUAAUAAUGAUGUAGAAAUGGAUGAAGAUUUCUCAUUCUUGCAACCUUUGGAUAUAAUAACAAAAGAUGUAAAUCAAUUGCGGCAAAUGAUAAAAGAGAAAAGAAAGAAUAUCCAAAAGGAUAAAGACAAAGACAAAAACAAAGAUAAAGAUAAAAAUAAAGAUAGAGUGGUUGAUCGGGAGCAUGAAGCAGAGCGCGGACGAGUAAGAGAGAAAGAAAGACACGAAAAAGAGGAGCGUGAAAAGGAAAGGGAGAAGGCUGAAAGCAAUAAGGAGCCUGAAAAGCAGCCUGAGGAACUUGCUGAUGGAGAUAUGGUUAUGGAUCAAGAGGACAAGGAUGCCAUUGGGCAUGAAGAAAAUGGAACUUCUAUAGUAGGACCAGAACCUAUGGAUAUUGCUACUACGUCAACCCAAGCAUCACAGGAGGCUUGUGAAAUUCCUGGCUCUGAUGUUACAAUUUUGGAAGGGCACACUUCUGAGGUUUGUGCGUGUGCAUGGAGUCCAACUGGUUCACUUCUUGCUUCAGGGUCUGGAGAUUCAACGGCUCGUAUUUGGACAAUAGCUGAUGGGCUUUGCAAAUCUGGUGCACAAAACAGUCCAUUAAAUGUUCUAGUGCUGAAGCAUGUAAAAGGAAGAACCAAUGAGAAGAGCAAAGAUGUGACAACACUUGAUUGGAAUGGUGAGGGAUCAUUGCUUGCAACAGGUUCAUAUGAUGGCCAGGCUAGAAUUUGGACUACAAAUGGAGAACUAAGGUCUACUUUGAGUAAGCACAAAGGACCUAUAUUUUCUCUGAAGUGGAACAAGAAGGGUGAUUAUCUUCUUACGGGGAGUUUUGAUAAAACGGCAAUUGUGUGGGAUGUAAAGGCAGAGGAAUGGAAACAGCAGUUUGAGUUUCACACAGGUCCAACCCUUGAUGUUGAUUGGUGCAACAAUGUUUCAUUCGCGACAAGCUCCACUGACCAUAUGAUAUAUGUUUGCAAGAUCGGGGAAAUCCGCCCUAUUAAAACCUUUGCCGGGCAUCAGGGUGAAGUAAAUUGUGUCAAAUGGGAUCCAACAGGUUCAUUAUUAGCCUCUUGUUCUGAUGAUAUUACAGCAAAGAUAUGGUGUAUGAAGCAGGACAAGUAUGUUCAUGAUCUGAGGGAGCAUUCUAAGGAGAUAUAUGCCAUCAGAUGGAGUCCUACUGGGCCUGGGACAAACAAUCCUAACCAACAGUUAACUCUUGCAAGUGCAUCAUUUGACUCCACUGUGAAGCUGUGGGAUGUGGAACUUGGGAAACUUCUCUACAGCUUGAAUGGACACAAGGACCCUGUAUACUCUGUUGCAUUUAGCCCUAAUGGAGAGUAUCUGGCCAGUGGAUCUCUUGAUAAAUCCAUGCAUAUUUGGUCCUUAAAAGAUGGGAAGAUUGUAAAGACGUAUACUGGCAAUGGGGGUAUAUUUGAAGUGUGUUGGAACAAGGAAGGUGACAAGCUUGCUGCUUGUUUCGCAAACAAUACACUAUGCGUCUUAGACUUCAGAAUGUAAUAACCAGAAUAUCACUCCAUUCCUUGAAUUCAAGCAACUUGUAUUGAAAGACGGUAUGUUGUGUGCUCGUCAAUAAUUUUUAUGUAUAGGUACCUACGUAUUUUUGGUUUGAAUGAUUAGGGAAAACUGUAACUAGGGUAGGCUGGCAUUUUCGUGGAUUAGGCCAUUACUAACUAAAUUAAUGGCUAGUUUGGCAGUGCUUUUGAAAAAUGUUGUGUAAAAGUGCUUGUAAGAAGUACUUUUGAAAAGUUUGGUUUAAAAUUUGAGUGUUUAGCAUUGCUGUCAGAAA